This is a messenger RNA of Cryphonectria parasitica EP155, 705 nucleotides long. RefSeq lists its product as uncharacterized. Lineage: Eukaryota; Fungi; Ascomycota; Sordariomycetes; Diaporthales; Cryphonectriaceae. The transcript is spliced from 2 exons. The record is from RefSeq and is a predicted model, not a curated record. The coding region runs from base 1 to 705 and encodes 234 amino acids.
AUGGAUCGCGUGCUCUCAGCACCAGAACCCCUGGCUCACUCCGUCCUCGUCGCCCUCUGCGACGACAACCACAUCCAGACCCUCGCCCUGCAAUACCUCACCGAGCUGCAGGACUACGCCGCCGCCCUUGACAGGGCCCCAAGCAAAAUGGGCGAUGCCAGUGGCGGCGAAGGAGGAGGAGGAGGCCCGGGCAGCUCGAAUCCGAAUCCUCUCAAAAGGAAGUCCAUCGCCCAGCCUCCGCAGCUAUGCAUCCAGUGCAAGAGGGCCUUCACACUGGGUGAUAACUCGCCCACGGCGUGUCUACACCACACAGGUGAGAUGGACAUCAACAGGGACAGCGAGGUGUGGGAUGACUGGGACGAGGAUGUCUACGGAAUGCACGACUCGCCCGAGAGCAAGGCGGAAUAUCCGGAAGGAUUCACGUGGUCCUGUUGUAAGGAGAACGGCACGAGGCCAGGAUGUACCAAGGGUUACCACCUCGCCAUCAGAAACAACCAGUUCAAGCGCUUCCGCAUGCUUGAGAGGGCCAUAACGAGUCCCGGAGUGGACAGGGUGUUCGAGGGCCGGCUUCUACGGCCAAACGAGUUCGUCAACGAGUCACUUGCGGAGGAUUCUUGGGAGGCGUCGAAUGCUCCUCGAGACUGGGCCGCCUACGACAUGGCUGACAACAGUGGUGCCUCGGAGGGGGACGAGAAUGAUCAGUGA